Colletotrichum destructivum is the source of this 6744-nucleotide messenger RNA. Its product is annotated as Putative tetratricopeptide-like helical domain superfamily, histone transcription regulator 3/CABIN1. The record is from RefSeq and is a predicted model, not a curated record. Gene Ontology annotation, cellular component: nucleus; HIR complex. The transcript has 4 exons. The coding region runs from base 333 to 6431 and encodes 2032 amino acids. Gene Ontology annotation, molecular function: nucleosome binding; protein binding. NCBI's taxonomy places the organism in Eukaryota, Fungi, Ascomycota, Sordariomycetes, Glomerellales, Glomerellaceae. Gene Ontology annotation, biological process: chromatin organization.
GCUGUUCCUGUCCCUGUUCCUGAUGCGCGUGGUACGUACCCCGGCAGCUCUUCCCUCCUGUACGGAUACCAGAGCAAGCAAUCAAUCAAUUUAAUUGAGUCUCCAAUUUCAGGUCGCGUCAGUGCCGGAAGCCACGCGCAUUGUGAUUCCUCUAUAGCCGUACACUCACUCACCAUCUAGGUUCCCUUAGGCAUCUGUGGGUAGCUGCUGUUCGCGGCGAACCACCCCAUUCUCAACAUACAUUACACACACACAAACCGUAUACAGCAUCAUCCGUAUCUGGAACAAACCACGGCCGCGACGACCCUGCUCGCAAGAGUGCCUAUGUCAGAAUGCCGGCCUUCCAACCCAUCAACGUUGAGCUCGAGGAGAACAGUGACGAUGAGGUCGAUACCACCCGCGAGCUUCAUGUCGACGAAGCCCUGAAGCGUUUCCAGAAUGCCCUGAAGCUGCAUGCUCAGGGUCCUCGCUUCUUCGACGAAGCCGCCGACGCCUACGAUGAUCUCUUUAAAUCCGAAAUCUUCAAAUACCCCGAGGCUGUCACCGAGUACGAGAGGGCAGAGAGACAGCCCCAACACUUGAUUACAGAUCCUGCCCUCGCCGCUGACCUGGACCUCCAAGUCGCUGAGGUCGACACCGUCGGCAGCAGUCUUCCCCAGGCCUUCUUCUUGGCACACAAGAACCGCGGCCAGUUCCUCCUCGACCGCACCCGCCACGCCGCCCGCGCAUUAGGAAACGAUGCGCCCGCCUACUUCGAGAAAGACGAGGCUCUCCAAAACAUGCACAAUGCCCUCAUUGAUUUCAAUGCCGCCCUCGACCGUGAUCCCUCCGAUGCCGAACUGUGGCGCCGCACCGCCCGCGUGGCUGCCUCCUUGAAGAGCUCUAGGAUCAACAGAUACUGCCUCGAGGCCGCCAUCGAACUCGACGAUGAUCCUACAGUCCUUGAGGUUGAGCCACCAUCGCUGGCCGAGGGGUUCGCUGGCCAGCAGUUGAAAGACCAGCUGCGCCUCUUGGCCGACGAGAUAGCCUUGUCCCACCCCAUCAUGGGACCGUGGGUCAAGCGAGACAUGCCCGAUUUCAUCAAGCGGCACAUUGAUCCCAUACCCUUCUUACCGAACCCGAUCAAGGAAUUUGGGUCCGCCCGCACCCUCGUUGAGGAAGUCGGCGCUACCCGCUUGACAUUAGCAUGCUCAACGGCAUCUUGGGCCGACUUGGGAAUGGCGCUCGUCCAAUUCAUCCUCGAAAGGGGGCAAACAAGCCGGGCUGUCGUCAUUGAGCUUCCUGAAACGGACGAUGAUGAAGAUGUCGUCAUGGAGAGUCAACCAGAACAGGACAGCCAACCCAACGGCUUCGAUUCCAAAGACAGCGACGAGGCCGCCACGAAAGAGGCCAAGUUUGCCGAUGCCUCAAAGGCUGAGGGUUCCGGCGCUGUGCCCAGGGAUACCCCAAAACCUCCAGAGAACAGUCGCAAGGGCCGGGGCAGCUCUCAGUCGGCUAGAAAACGGUCGCAGUCGGCAGCAGGCAUCCCCGAAGGCCAAGAAGAGGAGAGCCUAGUUGAGAAGAGGAGCAAGCGAAUCCGACGGCGAGAAACCGCGGCUGCGGAAGAAGUGAUAGACCCCAGCGCCGUUCUCGCUUCCCAAUUAGCACCUUACCAAGCAGCCGACCAGAACCUAUUCCAAGCCACCAAGAACAUGCUGGAGAAUAUCGGCGUCACGGACCAAGCCACUCUAGACCGCAUCAGCCAAGUGCUGGAUUCGCUGGCGUCAGAAGAGCGCGCGGCAUCCAUCAAGAACCAGGCUACGGCCGACCUCCGCAACGCAAUCGUCUCCUUCAACGAGGAAAGCGCUAAAGUCCUGCUCAAUAAGCAAGCGCAGGCGUCUUUGAGUCUUUCCUCUUUUCUCGAGCAUGCCAAAGGCGGCUCGCAGAAGCUGUCAGUCAUCCCGCCUUUCAAAGAGACGCAGGGUAUCACUGCUUUUGUGAGGCGGGUCAACUCGUCUUGGAUGACCGCCCAAGAGGUUGCUUAUGAAUGGGUCAAGGCCAUCUGUCCCAGCUAUCUCGAAGCUAAAUGGUCAGAUGCUAUGAAGACGGCCGUCGUCCAGGUCGUCAGUCGAUUCGACCAGGACAUCCUUCUUGCCAUCGACUACGACCUUGAGUGCGCAAAACGUUCGAACGAGGCCGAGAAGGACUUUGGGUUUAUCAAAAGCAUCGUGGAGAUGCUGUUCGAGAUCCAUCUCGACGUGUAUGAACGAAUCACCAAUCCUAACAGUGUGGUCGAUUACAGCAUCCGCGUCGAAGCCAAGGGUCGCCUGGGACGAUGGCUGGACAUGGCAUCAGCUUUGCUUCGCGAGGCUACACAAAAAGGCAACGAGGGCUUGACUGCUCGCUUCCUGUGGGCUGCCAUUUUCUCGACAACUCUGACGGAGAAUGCCUCAAGGGAGUACAUACUGCAAUGCUGGACGAGCCUCCGGGACUUUCUCUCGGAAGGAGAUUUUGACCAGCUACAUCUCCCCAAUAAUCCCGUGAUACCAGAGGUUUCUGAGGCAGCAGCUGACAGGGAAAUUUCCAAGCUGACCACCAUGGACUUCUUUCUCGGGCUUUUCCAGGACAACGUCAGCGAUCCUGUUGCCGUCAUCGAUAACCUUGAGCCUGUCCUCAAUCCCGGGUCGGUCUAUGUCCCCGUAUCGUCGGCCGAAACCACGCCAGUUGGAGGUGAUUCCUCGUCAGGCCGCUCCAAGACGCAAAAAGUGCCCAUCAAGGAAUGCGCGAGCCAAAGCCUCCAAGAUCUUUGGAGGUUCCUCUUGGGUACCAGCACGGAACUGCGAUUGUUUUUGUGGACACGCCUUAGCGAUGCCUAUGCCAGUAUCAAGUACUCCACGAAGCAGUUUUCCUGCCAACUCAAGGCCAUUGAGAUGCUCACCGCGGACCUGGAGAGCGACGGGUACCUUAAGAACCCAGUGGAAACGAGACCACCGCUGCUGUUGAAGAUGCUCAAGUCGCUCGACGAACUGCUGGUUACCGCGCUUUCGCUUGCUCUGAACGACAGCUCUGCCUACGAUAUUGUCGACGACGAUCACUUAAAGUCGACGGCGUCUGCUCUCGCCAAGAUGAGCUGCAUGCUUCAUGCUGCUGCAAUGCACGACGAUGAAAUCCGAAUCGGCAUGGCUCGCGUGCCACCAAGCAGUCCCUCAUUUCAACCGUUCCUGAACAAGCUUCGGGAGAUCCAGGUGCGCGUGUGGUGCCUUCAGUACACGGUGAUCAAGGUCGGCGUGAACCAGAAUCCCAAGCUGUUUCCGAACCCAGAAAUGGAGCUGGCGGACUUUUUGUCUGCCAUUCACCAGGUCGUCGGAUUGAGAAAAUGCUGCAAGGCCUCGAACAAGAUCUUCUUAAAGAUGAUGCGCGUGGAGCUGCUGAAGUUCAAGAAGAUUGAGAAUUGGGAAGACUAUCUCGGCCAGGUGCUGUAUGACCUCCACGGUCUCAAGCUGGGCGUCGGUGCUGGCGAAGUCCAGGACCACGGUUGCCCCCCCGAGAAACUGGAAAAGCGCAAUGCUAUGCAUCUUGUCGACAAGAUCACGGUCCUGGCAAGGCGGAUGCCCAGGAAGGACCUACUCAAGUCAGAUCUGAAAACGACCAUCGAGCACAUGCAGGGUGCCAUUGGGCAAACAAAGUCGACCCCCCAGAUGAUCCACAACCUCAGGAACUUCACCGAAUACCUCAAGCGACCGAUUCACCCCCUCAGACUCUACCAGGCGCUCAAUGGGGGUGUCCAGUUGGAUGUUGUCGCUGUCAACACCCCCGAGAGCGCCCUGGCGAAGCACGGAUGGUUCUUUUUGCUGGGCAUGAUCGCCUUGACGAGGUUCAAACAGGUGGAUCUGAGCAAACGGCAAACGCCAGGUGCCACUGACGACUUGCGACUCGCGGCGACAUUCUUGCGACUUCAGCUUCAGUUCACUCCAGAUAAGUGGGAUGCCUGGUUCCGCCUGGCCGAGUGUUUCGACUACGAGCUCGACGAGGCAGUCUUGUGGUCAGCCGACAAGAUGAACAAGGAGCGAGGGGAACUGCUCAAGUUCCAGCGGAACUCAAUCCACUGUUAUACCCUUGCGCUGUCUAACUCCUGGGAGGUCGACAUUGACGACGAGGACGAGGAUCCUUUGUACGAGCUCUAUCACAACUUCGCUAUGCGCCUGUAUGCAUCUAGUCGUGAGCCUCUCGCCAUGGAACCAUUCCAACAUGCAGACCUUGAGAGGUUCUUUAUUGAACCACUCGGUACUGGGACAUUCCAGAGGGUGGUCCAUGACCAGAUGCAAGACUACAAGGUUUGGAAAUACGCGGCCGGCUUAUUCAAGCGGGCUAUGAGACGCAAACCGCAGGACUGGAGGAAUCCGUACAUGCUCACCAAAUGCCUCUGGAAAAUGUACCAGAAACCCGUCGAGCAGCUGAGUCAGAAGGACCGUGAGACGCGCCCAUCGGUUGAGUACCUGAUAUCAGCCCUCGAGCAUGCAGUCGAGGUUGUGUCUGCUGUGCCCAAGUCGCGGAACAGUGAUCCAAUCUUGGAGCCGCAUUACAAGAUUGUCUCCAUCGUCUACAAGCUCGUCAUUCGCGGCGACUUGAAGCCUCAGGAGGGUGCGGAUAUCCUGUCGAGACAACCAUUCGGCAUGGAGCUCGGCGACGACAUCACCCUUGACGACAACGAAGAUUGGGAGGAGUACGUCAUCAGGAACCUGCACCAUCUUCGAGACAAGGACAAGUCCAACUGGCAGCACCGUAUCAUCAUGCGUCACGCUCGCCUCCUCUUCGAUGAAGACGGCGAGUCGCCCGAGCUUGUUCAGGCCAAGGCUGCCUUCAACGUGCUCCGAGAGUCCAUGUUCACAAAAACCAUGGUGAUGAAUGUCUGGAAAUGCGACGCCGAACGCCCCGGGCGACACCACGUCUACACUUCACAGUACAUCCGAUUCAUGGUCAAGAUUCUGGUCGUUAUGAACGACAGGGUGAACCUGGAAAUGGUUCUCAGGCGUCUGCGAAAAAAGGGCGCCGACUUUUACCAUUUUAGCGACUUGUGGCAGAUGUGCUCCAUGGCGUAUCUCAGGCUGUUGCGGCAGGGCUUCCAAGUUCCUCCGACGUUGGAUGACCCGUUUAAGUCGACGUCACUAGAAGAACUGGAAAUCAUGGCAGAUCGCAUCACUGAGUGGGCUGGGGGUCCAUCGACGGACAUCCCUGCAUUCAAUUGCUUGAAGGAGACAAUCGAGUUGAAGAAGCUCAAUGGAGGACUCAUGAAAGCUGGGGCCAUCGAUGAUCUCAUCAAUGACUGCUACAGCAUCAUCUACCAGGAGAUCGGUCCUUCGCUACCGGGCCCAGAACCGCACGAAGUUCUUGAGGCGCGCGCUAGGGCUCGCGCCAGAGAAGAGGCUGACGGUGGGCUCGAACUGAAACCAUCAAGUUCGCUGGGUAACCUUUUUAAUACAUCCGCUGCACAAGAUUCGGGGGCGAACGGCGAUGGAGACAAGACGGCGGCUCCGGAGGCAGCCCCAAGACGUAGGGCAGGCGUCCGCAGGCCCGACAUCAUCCGGAAAGCCGAACAAGCCUUUGCCCGGUUCGGUGAAGCGCCAAAAUCAUCGGUUGCGCCAUCCAAGUCCCGCGUCGGUUCGGUCUCGAGCGGCAGGAACGGGACGCAUACUCCUGCUGGAGAUGCUGAAGAGGGCAGUGACGCCGAGAACCAAGGCCGGGCCGAGGCGGGCGAGGAGGGCGAGGACACAGAGAUGAAGGACGAUACGGCGAUGGAGGGCGAGGACGGCGAAGAGGCGCCAGCGCAGGUCACAGCAGCAUCUAGCCCGCGCGGUAGCAUCCACGAUUCAGCUGAUGACGAAAGUGAGCUCAGCGACGUUCCUGAUGACUGGGACGAGCAGCCGCCACCCUCGCUCAUGUUUCCGAACCUCAGGAAAAGCGUGGAUUCCGGUCGUGCUGGUGAGAACGAUGACUCCAGUGACGGCGAUGACGAGGAAGAGGAAGAUGCUGAGGCAGGCGAGGAAGAAGAGGGCGGUGAAGAGGAAGAAGCAGGAGAGGAAGGAGAAGAGGGAGAAGAGGGCGAGGAGGGCGAGGAGGGUGAAGAGGGCGAGGAGGGCGCGGAGGGCGAGGAUGGCGAGGAGGGCGAAGAAGGCGAAGAAGGCGAAGAGGGAGAAGAGGGAGAAGAGGACGAAGAGGGCGAGGAGGGAGAAGAGGGUGAAGAGGGAGAAGAAGGUGAGGAGGGAGAAGAGGGUCAGGAGGACGAAGAGGACGGAGAGGGUGAAGAGGGUGAGGAGGGUGAGGAGGGUGAGGAGGGCGAGGAGGGUGAAGAGGGUGAAGAGGGUGAGGAGGAGGGUGAAGAGGGUGAGGAGGAAGAGGCAGAAGAAGAUGAAGAGCAAGAGGGCGAAGAAGUUGACGAAGACGAGGAUGAGUAGCACUCUCCGCCCCUCCCACACUAGGAGGGCAUGGGGGCUAGUGAAAUUGCUGCGUGUUGGAGGUGGUUGUUCCUUACAGCUAAUACCUACGGUGCUGGGACUAUAGUCCACAAACAUGCCCAGUCGGACUGAGUGUUUGUUUGCGUGGGACUAUGACUGGUGUAAGUCGUCAGUAGUGUAACAGCAUUGAAUCAUUGGUAGCGCGGAGUCAACUUUAUAGCGGGCAGAGGGAUAUUAAAGCUGUCGUCAGGGGAUUGUAUCAGUAGACAAGGCUCGGCCCAAUAUCAAGUUCUUUGCCAGCCUUUACUUACAC